AUGUCAAGCAUGGGUUUAUGGAGAUAUAAGGAUCAGAUUUGUGUUCUGAUGGACACUGGGAUCAAACGGGAAAUUAUGGAUGAAUCUUAUACUAACCCUUAUUCUCUACAUCUAGGAAACACAAAGAUGUACCGGGAUUUGAUGGAUUUAUAUUGGUGGCCUUUGAUAAAGAGGGACGUGACUGAGUACGUGAUAAAGUGCUUGACCUAUCAGCAGGUCAAGGUGGAGCAUCAGAGACCAGUGGGGCUACAACAGCCUCUGGAUAUCCCUGAGUGGAAGUACCAAUCGACUAUUGGAGUGGCACCUUAUGAGAUGUUGUACGAUAGGAAAUGUAGAUCAUCUAUUCACUGGAAUGAGAUGGGUGAGAGGAAAUAUUUGGGUCCUAAAGGAUUUGAGAGGACCACUGAGGCUAUUGAAAAGAUUAGAGCUUGGAUGUUCGCUUCUUAG
Messenger RNA from Humulus lupulus (European hop), 447 nucleotides. RefSeq lists its product as uncharacterized. The coding region runs from base 1 to 447 and encodes 148 amino acids. The record is from RefSeq and is a predicted model, not a curated record. The transcript is spliced from 2 exons. NCBI's taxonomy places the organism in Eukaryota, Viridiplantae, Streptophyta, Magnoliopsida, Rosales, Cannabaceae.